This is a messenger RNA of Chiloscyllium plagiosum (whitespotted bambooshark), 1444 nucleotides long. RefSeq names its product lactamase, beta 2 (gene lactb2). NCBI's taxonomy places the organism in Eukaryota, Metazoa, Chordata, Chondrichthyes, Orectolobiformes, Hemiscylliidae. The record is from RefSeq and is a predicted model, not a curated record. Gene Ontology annotation, cellular component: mitochondrial matrix. Gene Ontology annotation, molecular function: single-stranded RNA binding; RNA endonuclease activity.
ACUGUGUCCGGAGAGCCGUGGGGAGGAGGGAGGGGUGAAUAUGGCGGUGGCGGUCUUGUCGAAGGUGCAGCAUCUGUCUGCUCGGGUGGUGCGGGUGUUGGGCUGUAACCCGGGCCCGAUGACUCUUCAGGGAACCAACACCUACCUGGUGGGCACCGGGCCCCGACGAUUCUUGAUCGACACAGGUGAGCCAGGCGUGCCUGAAUACAUCAACACUUUAAAAGAAACUUUGACCCAACUGAAUGCCAGUAUUCAAGAAAUUCUGGUGACACACUGGCACAUAGAUCAUGUUGGAGGCAUACCAGAUAUACUGAAGGAUGUUGUUGAUGAAGGUAGUCAUCUUCAAAUUAGAAAACUUUCACGCAGUCCACCUCAAAAAGAGACAAUCAGAACCUGUGACAAACAGUACACAUACCUAAAAGAUGGAGAUGUAUUGGAAACCGAGGGAGCCACACUGAGAGUCAUUUACACACCAGGACAUACCACUGAUCACAUGGCAUUAUUGCUGCAAGAGGAAAAUGCCAUAUUUUCUGGAGACUGUAUUCUGGGAGAAGGCACAGCAGUAUUUGAAGACUUGUACACUUAUAUGCUAUCUUUGGAAAAGUUGUUGAAUAUAAAUGCUGACUUAAUAUAUCCAGGACAUGGCCCAGUUGUGCAAGAUGCAUCUGAAAAAAUUCGAGAGUACAUAGCUCACAGAAACUUGAGGGAACAACAGAUUUUAAAGGUUUUUCAGGAGCAUCCAGAGCAAUAUUUCACCCCAAUGGAACUUGUUAAAAGUGUUUAUAAGGAUACUCCAGCACAUUUACAUCAAGCAGCUGAAGUUAAUCUCACCCACCACCUGAAAAAGUUGGGAAAAGAAGGGAAAAUAACCCAAGCUGAUACAACUCAUAAAUGGAAAAGCAAUUUGUAAUGCUUCUCCACCCACUUAAAUGGAUAAAAUGGAUUUUUGUAUCAUUUUCAAAUAAGGUUACAUGGAUUUUUAAAGAUUUAAUUUUGCCUUAAAUGCUAUAUUUGGGUUUUAAAACAAAUGCUGGAAAUGCUUUCUGUUGAGGGAAAACAGAGGCACGUUUCAGGUCAGUGAUCUUUUGUUAAAACUGUAUUCUAUUUUGUUGGGUUUAAUGUCAGAGAAUAAAGUAUGCUGCAUAAUGCAUUGGAGGAGAAUUUCCAAAGCAGUUUACCCCAAAGAAUUGAGUAAAUGACUGAGUUAUUUUGUCAAAAUUUUCACAAAUAUAGCGGGGGAAUUCUAUCAGAAGUUCUAUAAUACUUAUUCAGAGUAGUGUUGUAAUUUUGUAGUUUGUUACAUGACAGAUUACAAGUUAUUAUAUCCAUUGAGCAUAAUUCUCAUAAGUCUUCAAACUAACCACUAUGUAAUUAAAUCCUUUGUACACUGCAUUCCACAUUAAAUCUGUAAGUACCACAUUAAACCUUCAAGUAAUCAGUAAAA